Messenger RNA from Suricata suricatta (meerkat), 2265 nucleotides. It is a transcript of the gene PPP2R5D, whose product is annotated as protein phosphatase 2 regulatory subunit B'delta. NCBI's taxonomy places the organism in Eukaryota, Metazoa, Chordata, Mammalia, Carnivora, Herpestidae. Gene Ontology annotation, biological process: protein dephosphorylation; signal transduction. Gene Ontology annotation, molecular function: protein phosphatase activator activity. The transcript is spliced from 16 exons. The coding region runs from base 116 to 1924 and encodes 602 amino acids. The record is from RefSeq and is a predicted model, not a curated record. Gene Ontology annotation, cellular component: cytosol; protein phosphatase type 2A complex; nucleus.
CCCGGGCGCAGCGCGCAGGCGGUGGCGAAGAGACGCCGAGCGGGCCGAGUGCGGCCGAGCAAAGCCGGAGCCGGAGCGGGGCCGCAGGAGCCGGGCUGGGUCCGGCCGGGCCGAGAUGCCGUAUAAACUGAAGAAGGAGAAGGAGACCCCCAAGCUUGCCAAAGGCACGGCCAAGCCCAGCAGCUCGGGCAAGGAUGGUGGAGGCGAGAGCGCCGAGGAGGCCCAGCCCCAGCCGCAGCCCCAGGCGCAGCCGCAGCCCCAGCCCCAGCCCCCCUCAUCCAACAAGCGUCCCAGCAACAGCACGCCACCCCCAACGCAGCUCAGCAAAAUCAAGUACUCCGGAGGGCCCCAGAUUGUCAAGAAGGAGCGACGGCAAAGCUCCUCCCGCUUCAAUCUCAGCAAGAACCGGGAGUUGCAGAAGCUUCCUGCCCUGAAAGAUUCGCCAACCCAGGAGCGGGAGGAGCUUUUUAUCCAGAAGCUGCGCCAGUGCUGUGUCCUCUUUGACUUUGUAUCAGAUCCACUCAGUGACCUCAAAUUCAAGGAGGUGAAGCGGGCAGGACUCAACGAAAUGGUGGAGUACAUCACCCAUAGUCGUGAUGUUGUCACUGAGGCCAUUUACCCCGAGGCUGUCACCAUGUUUUCAGUGAACCUCUUCCGGACGCUGCCACCUUCAUCGAACCCCACUGGGGCCGAGUUUGACCCAGAAGAGGAUGAGCCCACCCUGGAGGCUGCCUGGCCACAUCUCCAGCUCGUGUACGAGUUUUUCUUACGUUUCCUCGAGUCUCCUGAUUUCCAGCCAAACGUAGCCAAGAAGUAUAUCGACCAGAAGUUUGUCCUUGCUCUCCUGGACCUGUUUGACAGUGAGGAUCCUCGAGAGCGGGACUUCCUCAAGACCAUCUUGCACCGCAUCUAUGGCAAGUUUUUGGGGCUCCGGGCUUAUAUCCGUAGGCAGAUCAACCACAUCUUCUACAGAUUCAUCUAUGAGACGGAACAUCACAACGGGAUCGCUGAACUCUUGGAGAUCCUCGGCAGCAUCAUCAACGGCUUUGCCUUGCCCCUUAAGGAAGAGCACAAGAUGUUCCUCAUCCGUGUCCUGCUUCCCCUUCACAAGGUCAAGUCCCUGAGUGUCUACCACCCUCAGCUGGCUUACUGUGUGGUACAGUUCCUGGAGAAGGAGAGCAGUCUCACAGAGCCGGUGAUUGUAGGACUUCUCAAGUUCUGGCCCAAAACCCACAGCCCCAAGGAGGUCAUGUUCCUGAACGAGCUAGAGGAGAUUUUAGACGUCAUCGAACCUUCAGAGUUCAGCAAAGUGAUGGAACCACUCUUCCGCCAGCUUGCCAAGUGUGUCUCCAGCCCCCAUUUCCAGGUGGCAGAGCGUGCUCUCUAUUACUGGAACAAUGAGUACAUCAUGAGCCUGAUAAGUGACAAUGCCGCCCGAGUCCUCCCCAUCAUGUUCCCUGCGCUCUACAGGAACUCCAAGAGCCACUGGAACAAGACAAUCCAUGGCCUGAUCUACAACGCCCUGAAACUGUUUAUGGAGAUGAAUCAGAAGCUGUUUGAUGACUGCACACAACAGUACAAGGCAGAGAAACAGAAGGGCCGGUUCCGAAUGAAGGAAAGAGAAGAGAUGUGGCAAAAGAUCGAGGAACUGGCCCGACUUAAUCCCCAGUACCCCAUGUUCAGAGCUCCUCCACCACUGCCUCCCGUGUACUCGAUGGAGACAGAGACGCCCACAGCAGAGGACAUCCAGCUUCUGAAGAGGACAGUGGAAACAGAGGCAGUGCAGAUGCUAAAGGACAUCAAGAAGGAGAAGGUACUGCUUCGGCGGAAGUCCGAGCUGCCCCAGGACGUGUAUACCAUCAAGGCGCUGGAGGCACACAAGAGGGCGGAAGAAUUCCUAACUGCCAGUCAGGAGGCUCUCUGACCCCCUCACCGUCCUACCACAGGGCCACAGCCCACUCAGCCCUGGGACGCUGCCCUAGCCCUCCACCCUCUGCUCCCCACUGGCUGACCUGGGGCAAGGCAGUGCCUCUCUAGCCACUCUAGGGAAGGGAUGCGGCACUUGAAGCAGGGACCCCCCUCCCCAGAGUGGUCCCUCUUCUCCCCAAAAUGUGUUCAUGCCUCCCUGUGGCUAGUACAGACAGGCUGAGCACUGAGAUCCUCAGUGCCCAGACAACUUGGGGAUGCCUGUCCCCCUCCUGCUCCUAACCCCACAGCUACCUGAGGCUGCUCUGAGAAAUACACACAGGAAUACGUAUGCUCCUC